Propithecus coquereli (Coquerel's sifaka) is the source of this 816-nucleotide messenger RNA. It is a transcript of the gene CLRN2, whose product is annotated as clarin 2. The coding region runs from base 102 to 800 and encodes 232 amino acids. The transcript is spliced from 3 exons. The record is from RefSeq and is a predicted model, not a curated record. Lineage: Eukaryota; Metazoa; Chordata; Mammalia; Primates; Indriidae.
UGGAAGAGCGGACCUUGGGAAAGUGCAUUGCCGGUGUUUGGAAGACGUCAACCACCCCCGCUGCUGUUCGGAGACCUUGAGGAUGACCUGCACACACUAGCAUGCCCGGAUGGUUCAAAAAGGCGUGGUAUGGGCUGGCGUCUGUGCUUAGCUUCUCCUCCUUCAUCCUGAUCAUCAUUGCCCUGGCGGUGCCCCACUGGCUGAGUGGGAAAAUCCUUUGUCAGACGGGAGUAGAUCUGGUCAAUGCCACGGACCUGGAGCUGGUCAAAUUCAUUGGGGACAUUUACUACGGGCUCUUCCGAGGGUGUAAGGUUCGGCAGUGCGGGCUCGGGGGCCGCCAGUCCCAAUUCACAAUCUUCCCACACCUGGUGAGGGAGCUCAACACAGGCCUUCACGUGACCAUCCUGCUGCUCCUGUUCCUGGCCUUGGCCCUGGCUCUGGUCAGCACGGGCUUUGCCAUUCUCAACAUGGUCCAGGUCCCGUACCGGGCAGUCAACGGCCCUGGGGGCAUCUGCCUGUGGAAUGUCCUCGCAGGUGGAGUCGUGGCGUUGGCCAUCGCCAGCUUCAUGGCCGCGGUGAAGUUUCACGACCUGACCGAACAAAUCGCCAACUUUCAGGAGAGGCUCUUUCAGUUUGUCGUGGUGGAAGAACAGUUCGAAGAGUCAUUUUGGAUCUGCGUGGCCAGCGCUUCGGCCCACGCGGCAAACUUGGUUGUGGUGGCGAUCAGUCAAAUUCCCCUCCCCGAGAUCAAGACCAAAAUCGAAGAGGCCACGGUCACGGCGGAGGAUAUCUUGUAUUAAUGGCCUUCACCUGCUC